This is a messenger RNA of Lepus europaeus (European hare), 2387 nucleotides long. It is a transcript of the gene SUCLG2, whose product is annotated as succinate-CoA ligase GDP-forming subunit beta. The record is from RefSeq and is a predicted model, not a curated record. Gene Ontology annotation, biological process: succinyl-CoA metabolic process; tricarboxylic acid cycle. Bases 40 to 1338 code for a protein of 432 amino acids. Gene Ontology annotation, cellular component: succinate-CoA ligase complex; mitochondrion. The transcript is spliced from 11 exons. Gene Ontology annotation, molecular function: succinate-CoA ligase (GDP-forming) activity; ATP binding. NCBI's taxonomy places the organism in Eukaryota, Metazoa, Chordata, Mammalia, Lagomorpha, Leporidae.
GCUCAGCCCUGCUCGCCCGCGCCGGGUUUCCUGUUUAAGAUGGCGUCCCCCGUGGCAGCUCAGGCCGGGACACUUCUGCGACGCCUAGCGCUGCGGCCCCGGCUCCUGGCCCCCAGGUCCCAGGGAGUUCAGCUCACCUCCAGAAGAUGGCUCAACCUGCAGGAGUAUCAGAGCAAGAAGCUGAUGUCUGACAAUGGGGUGAGAGUGCAGCGAUUCUUUGUGGCGAACACUGCCAGUGAAGCUCUGGAGGCUGCAAAGAGGCUAAAUGCAAAAGAAAUUGUUUUAAAAGCCCAGAUCCUAGCUGGAGGAAGAGGAAAAGGUGUCUUCAAUAGUGGUUUGAAAGGCGGCGUGCAUUUAACCAAAGACCCUAAAGUUGUGGGACAGCUGGCUAAACAGAUGAUUGGCUAUAAUCUAGCAACAAAACAAACUCCGAAAGAAGGUGUGAAAGUUAACAAGGUGAUGGUUGCCGAAGCCUUGGACAUUUCCAGAGAAACCUACCUGGCGAUUCUGAUGGACAGGUCGUGCAAUGGCCCUGUGCUGGUGGGCAGCCCACAGGGGGGUGUUGACAUUGAAGAGGUGGCAGCUUCGAAUCCAGAACUUAUUUUUAAGGAGCAAAUUGACAUUUUUGAAGGGAUAAAGGACAGCCAGGCUCAGCGGAUGGCAGAAAACCUAGGCUUCCUUGGGCCUUUGAAAAACCAGGCUGCAGAUCAAAUUAAGAAGCUGUAUAAUCUCUUCCUGAAAAUUGAUGCUACUCAGGUGGAAGUGAAUCCCUUCGGUGAAACUCCAGAAGGACAAGUUGUCUGUUUCGAUGCCAAGAUAAACUUUGACGACAACGCGGAAUUCCGACAGAAGGACAUCUUUGCUAUGGAUGACAAAUCAGAAAAUGAGCCCAUUGAAAAUGAAGCUGCCAGAUAUGAUCUAAAAUACAUCGGACUGGACGGGAACAUUGCCUGCUUUGUCAAUGGUGCGGGGCUCGCCAUGGCCACUUGUGACAUCAUUUUCCUUAAUGGUGGGAAGCCAGCCAACUUUCUGGACCUUGGUGGUGGCGUUAAGGAAGCCCAAGUAUAUCAGGCCUUCAAGUUGCUUACCUCUGAUCCUAAGGUUGAAGCCAUCCUUGUCAAUAUUUUUGGUGGUAUUGUCAACUGUGCCAUCAUUGCCAAUGGGAUCACCAAAGCCUGUCGGGAGUUGGAGCUCAAGGUGCCCCUGGUGGUCCGCCUGGAAGGAACCAACGUCCAAGAGGCUCAGAGAAUUCUCAACAACAGCGGGCUGCCCAUCACUUCGGCCGUUGACCUGGAGGAUGCAGCCAAGAAGGCUGUGGCCAGCGUGGCCAAGAAGUGAUGCCUGUGUCCUGGGCCCAGGGAAGAAGGCCGUUUUUGCAUCAAAAGGGAUGGUUCUGUCAUCACUGUGAAGGAAAUGGUUAUCUUUUGCAGGGAAAAUAGGGGGUAGAGGAAAUGAAAAAGAAUCAGUGUAUAAAUCUGUGUUUUCUUGAAUAAGAUAUUUAGGUAGCCUGAAACUGAUUUUACUUAUACUGUGCAUAAGAAUCCUGUCCUGUGUGCUCAUACUUCUUUAUCACAGCAAGUCUGCUCAGUGGGCAGUGUCUUGCCAACUUUGGGGUUAAGCUGCGUGGCCAAAUAACGUGCAUAUACACAGAAUGUGAAAAUCCAGUAAUGUGCAUAUACACAGAAUGUGAGAAUCAGACCCUGGAUAUUGAGAAGAUUUUUGGUAGACAUUUAAUCCUAUAUGAUAAUUUUAAAAAAGAAAACACAGUUGCUAAAAAACUCAGAUGAGAUUACAUCUUACGUACUGGCUAUCAGAAGGGUGCAGCUGAGACAUUCAAGCAAAUUCCUGGUCCACUGUGCAGCAGGUUUUAUGAGUUUCUGAUUCCAACGCAUGUCUGAGAAAUCAGAAAUUUUCCAAAAUGUAUUUUACAAUGAAGGGUCUGCUUUAAUACACUGUGCGUGCAUGUUGCCAUUUGCCUUAAUACUGAAUAAACUGUUUACUUCACGCUAAGAGGAAAGCCAGAAGCCUUAUUUGUGAUUUUGGCAUAGAAGUUUUCAUUCUAAUGUCACAUUUGAAGAAUGUGGAUUCUUACGGAAAUAUCUAUGAUUAUAAUUUUGAGAUGAGACAACACUGAAGAUAAUUGUGUUCAAUGUGGGGUCUUCUCUCCUUUCCUGCACACCAUCCCCAGCUUCCCCGCUCCCAAAAUCUACCAGCUAUGGUAGAAAGAUGGAAACAUAAUCAAGGGGAAUGUGGGUUUUUUUUUUUUUUUCUCAUGAUGCCUCAUUUUUACAGUGGGUAAAAAUUUGAAAUACAUAUUUGUUUAAAUUUUGGCAAAUUUUUUAUUUGUACACAAAUUUAAAUAAAAUCUUAUGUUUUGUAAAGUUCAA